Ricinus communis (castor bean) is the source of this 2152-nucleotide messenger RNA. RefSeq names its product serine/threonine-protein kinase SAPK3. Gene Ontology annotation, biological process: protein phosphorylation; intracellular signal transduction. NCBI's taxonomy places the organism in Eukaryota, Viridiplantae, Streptophyta, Magnoliopsida, Malpighiales, Euphorbiaceae. Gene Ontology annotation, molecular function: protein serine/threonine kinase activity; ATP binding. The transcript has 9 exons. The record is from RefSeq and is a predicted model, not a curated record. The coding region runs from base 649 to 1659 and encodes 336 amino acids.
GUUUAGUGUCGAAGUCGGCGUUACUGCGGGUGAAACUUGCAAGCCACACUAUAUAACAAACGUGUCUUUGAAAAUUCUCGUGUGCCAUUUUAUAGAUUAUUGAGACGUGAUCUCUGUUGUUACUCUUCAAUUGUCGCUUUCUUCUUUAUUUUCAAACAAUUUCCUUUUCUUUUCUCCCUCUUGACAAUGACCCAAUCUCUAACACUUUGCUGUUCUGUUUACUAUUUCUCUGUAGGCGUUUUCUACACAUAACUUCAGUAGCUUGUUUCUCCGCAGUUUGUAUUGAGCUUAAACUCUGUUUUUACCUCUUUCUGAAGAAGACCCAUAUUUUAAUUUAGUUGUUAGGUGGUCUUCUUGCUUUCAGAGAACCUUUCUUUACGUGUUAUUAUCUGGGUCGGUCUUUGUUUUCUCAAAUUUUUAAUUCAUUUGUUUGUUUGUUUGUUGAGGCUUGUCAUUUGUACUUGGUCCAAGUCAUCUUUCUUUAUAAGUCUUUCUCUUUCUCUACUUCUCUCAUUUGUUCCUUUUUUUCUUUUCCCUUUUUCCUCUGGGAUCAGUACUCGGUUGUUUGUUUGUUUACAAUUUUCCUUUCUCAGUUGGUGUGUUUUCAACAAUUUUGCCUUUCCCUUCUCGUAUUGUGAGUGGGUGGGAAUGGAGGAAAGGUAUGAGCCAAUUAAGGAGCUUGGUUCUGGAAAUUUUGGAGUGGCAAGGCUAGUGAGGGAUAAGAAGUCAAAAGAGCUUGUUGCUGUAAAGUACAUAGAAAGAGGGAAUAAGAUUGAUGAGAAUGUCCAGAGAGAAAUUAUCAACCACAGAUCUUUGAGACAUCCAAACAUUGUCAGGUUCAAAGAGGUUUUAUUGGCACCAACACAUUUAGCAAUCGUCAUGGAAUAUGCAGCUGGUGGUGAACUCUUUGCAAGGAUAUGCAAUGCUGGUCGAUUUAGUGAAGAUGAGGCAAGGUUCUUUUUCCAGCAACUAAUUUCUGGAGUCAGCUACUGUCAUUCCAUGGAAAUUUGUCACAGGGAUCUAAAACUAGAAAACACACUUUUGGAUGGCAGCCCUACACCACGACUUAAGAUAUGCGAUUUUGGUUACUCCAAGUCAGCUUUGUUGCACUCACAACCCAAAUCAACAGUUGGAACGCCAGCGUAUAUUGCUCCUGAGGUCCUAUCACGAAAGGAAUAUGAUGGGAAGAUUGCAGAUGUUUGGUCAUGUGGGGUGACAUUGUAUGUGAUGUUGGUUGGAGCAUACCCUUUUGAGGAUCCUGAAGAUCCUAGAAAUUUCCGUAAGACGAUUGGGAGAAUAAUGAGCGUUCAGUACUCCAUACCAGACUACGUACGCGUCUCAGCAGAUUGCAAGCACCUCCUUUCUCGUAUUUUUGUAGCCAAUCCUGCAAAGAGGAUUACCAUCCCGGAGAUAAAGCAGCACCCCUGGUUUCUGAAAAACUUGCCGAAGGAGCUCAUCGAAAUUGAAAAAACAACAUAUGCAGAAUCAGAACGUGAUCAACCAAGUCAAAGUGUUGAAGAAAUAAUGCGUAUCAUACAAGAGGCAAAGACGCCUGGGGAAGGUGCCAAAUUUAGUGAGCUAGCUGUUCCAGGUACAUCUGAUGACUUGGAUGCUGAUUUGGAGUCUGAAAUUGAUAUCAGUGGUGAAUUUGUUCCUUAGGAAAAGCCUGAGCUUGCAAAUUAUGCGCAAAGGAUUGUUUUUCCUUCUCUAUUGGUUUCAGAGUUAAUGGUUACAUGCCUUUUAUAUUGUCAUCCACAUUAUGAAAUAUAGGCAUUGCCUUGCUCUGGUGGUAAGGCAUUGCCUUGCUCUGGUGGUAAAGGAUGUUUACCAUGUAUACUGCAAACAUCUUGCCCCAUCUCAGGAACUUUUAGCAGUUGGCUUCAAAGACGUUAUGUCCAAUUUCGCAUGUUCAUCUUCUGUUUGCUUUCCAAAAUUGGAUGGUUCGUUAUUCUCAUUGGCUUGUGAUUCCGUUGGGGCUUACAAACGAUGCAACCAUUCUGGAACUAGUUUGAAACCUGACCUUGGUUUGCUUUAGCUUUUUCUGUUUAGUUUUGAUUUGCAGCUUUAUUUGCUGUCGUGGCCACAGUAGCUGGACGAACUGUUUGCCGGAUGUCUUUUCCUUUUUUAUCAAUAAAAUGUUUAUUCCAUUAUA